Molecule: messenger RNA, 1238 nt
Organism: Xiphophorus maculatus (southern platyfish)
Lineage: Eukaryota; Metazoa; Chordata; Actinopteri; Cyprinodontiformes; Poeciliidae
Gene: fgfbp3
Product: fibroblast growth factor binding protein 3
Exons: 3
Coding region: 112-825 (237 amino acids)
Biological process (GO): cell-cell signaling
Molecular function (GO): growth factor binding
Source: RefSeq, a predicted model, not a curated record
UCUUUCUCCCGCUCCUCCUUUAUCCUCGUCUCCUGCCCUCUUUUAUCUGAGUGUCUGUGGCCCCCAGGCUCUCACAGCGACUCCGACCUCUCAGCAGCAUCCAAGGCCACCAUGCGUGCUGCUCUGUGCUGCUGUGUCUUCCUCCUCUGCCUCGUCUUCCUCGCCGAGGCCAAGCGGACGCCUGGUCAGGACAAACGGGACAAACCUCGCCAGCCCCAGUCGUCGCCGCCACCGGCCCGGAGGUCCAGAAACCGUUCGGUGCUCAGUUCCGGAGAGCUGAGCACCAAGCAGGGCCAUCGCUGCACAUGGCAAACAUCUGGUGAAGGUCUGGUGAGCCUGGUAGUGAACUGCUCCACAGAAAGCGAAGGAGACGCAGAGAGGUACUGGUGUCGUUAUGCUGGUAAACCCAAUCUCUGCCAGGCCUACAGCAUGAAGUCCAGCCAGUACUGGAAGCAGCUGGUGGGAAAGCUGAAGAAACGGGAGAACGCCUGCGAGGGAGAGAAAGUGCUAAAGGCCAAAACCUGCAAAAAGGCGCCUGGCGAGGCCCACAUGAAGCUGGCUCAGCGCAGCGGGGAGGAGGACAAGAACGCAGCGAAGGAGGGAGGGAAGAAGAAAGGAGAGGCCGGAGCGAAGAGCUCCGAUGGAGGGAAGGUGGAGAAGAGAAAGAAGAAGGUGAAGGAGGAUGAGGCGGAGAAAAAGAAGCGGGAGGAGAGGACUGAGUUUGACGACGAAGGAAUGGUGAACGACAUGGAGCCGGUGCAGACGUACUGCAGCGACGGCUGGCACUCCGUCUGCUCCUUCUUCGUCAAGUUUUUUGAGGGCUGAUUAAAGAAAUUAGAGAAAUUUGUUUUUUUUAUUGAUGAUAGUGUGAAUUAAAUCUGAAAUCAGUGGAGGGAAGUUGUGUUUUAACCUUUUGGGGAGUUCUGUUCAGCUCAUUUCUAAGGAUUUGUGUAAAAUUUCUCAAACUGCUCUCUGAAGGUUAGAGGAAAACCAAUUUAAUUCACAUUUGAUUGAGAAUUUUUGGUAAUUCUGCAUAUUUUUUAAGGAUUAAUUGUUAGAUUAAUACAUUAAAAUUAACUACUCUGUAAACCAAGUUAGUUAAAACAGAUUCAGUUUGAAUCUGCAGUAAUAACCUGAUGAAGUGAAGUCGUGUUUUUAGUGUUUUAGAUUCCUGAUGUUUAGUUUUGUGAUGUUGGGCUGUUUUUAACCGACAUUAAAUAAUCACCAUUGUUAACUGA